AUGUUGAAGGACGAGCAGGGUCGCCCCUUCAUCGUUGUCAGAGACCAAGGGAAGAAGAGACGUCAGUUCGGCAAUGAAGCUGUCAAGUCCCAUAUCCUCGCCGCACGCACGGUUGCGAACAUUGUCAAGACUUCCCUCGGCCCGCGAGGUCUCGACAAGAUCCUGAUAUCCCCCGACGGCGACAUUACCAUUACGAACGACGGAGCUACGAUUCUUCAACAGAUGGAGAUCAGCAACCAUGUCGCUAAGCUUCUCGUUGAGCUCUCCAAGUCACAAGAUGACGAGAUCGGUGAUGGUACCACUGGUGUUGUCGUAUUGGCCGGUGCCCUCCUCGAGCAGGCUGCCGAUCUCAUCGACAAGGGCAUUCACCCCAUUCGAAUUGCCGACGGCUACGACCAGGCUUGCGAUAUCGCCGUCGCCGAGCUUGACCGAAUCUCCGACGUCAUUAAUUUUUCAAAGGAGGAAACAGAGAACCUCGUCAAGGUGGCAAGAACGAGUUUAGGCAGCAAGAUUGUAUCGAAAGCCCACGAUCAGUUUGCCAAUAUUGCUGUCGAUGCAGUCCUCUCUGUUGCCGACCUCGAGCGCAAGGAUGUCGACUUUGAGCUUAUCAAGGUAGAUGGCAAGGUCGGUGGUGCUCUGGAAGAUACCCUCCUCGUCAAGGGCGUCAUUGUCGACAAGGACUUCUCCCACCCCCAGAUGCCUUCCGAGGUUACUGAUGCCAAGAUUGCGAUCUUAACGUGCGCAUUCGAGCCCCCCAAGCCCAAGACGAAGCAUAAGCUCGAGAUUUCCAGCGUGGAGGAGUUCAAGAAGCUACAAAACUACGAGAGGGAGAAGUUUAUCGAGAUGAUUCAGCAGAUUAAGGAUACUGGUGCAAACUUGGCCAUCUGCCAAUGGGGUUUCGAUGAUGAAGCAAACCACCUUCUUCUUCAGAACAACCUCCCCGCCGUCCGAUGGGUUGGUGGCCCCGAGAUCGAGCUCAUUGCCAUUGCGACCAACGGUAGAAUAGUACCUCGCUUCGAGGAUUUGUCUGCGGAGAAGCUUGGCCGUGCUGGUAAGGUACGGGAAAUGACCUUCGGCACAACGAGGGAAAAGAUGUUGGUUAUCGAGGAGUGUGCCAACACCCGUGCCGUGACCGUUUUCGUUCGUGGCAGCAACAAGAUGAUCAUCGACGAGGCCAAGCGAUCCCUGCACGAUGCUCUGUGUGUUGUGCGUAACCUGGUCCGUGACAACCGUGUUGUGUACGGUGGUGGUGCUGCAGAGAUCGCCUGUGCUCUGGCAGUUGAAGAUGCUGCUGCGAAGACCCCAGGUCUUGAGCAGUACGCCAUGAGGGCUUUCUCGGACGCUCUCGAUUGCGUUCCCAUGGCCCUUGCCGAGAACAGUGGUCUCAACCCCAUCUCGACGCUGGCCGAGGUGAAGAGCCAGCAGGUCAAGGCCGGCCCAGAUGGGCGCGGACAGUUGGGUGUUGACUGCAUGGGACGUGGAAGUAACGACAUGAAGGAUGCCUUUGUCAUUGACCCUCUCAUCAGCAAGAAGCAGCAGCUCCAACUCGCUACCCAGUUGUGCCGCAUGGUAUUGAAGGUGAAUAAUGUCAUUGUCUCUGGCGCAGAUGAAAACGAUUUUUAG
This is a messenger RNA of Clonostachys rhizophaga, 1623 nucleotides long. NCBI's taxonomy places the organism in Eukaryota, Fungi, Ascomycota, Sordariomycetes, Hypocreales, Bionectriaceae. The record is from the annotation of a GenBank genome assembly.